GUGUUGUGCAGAUGAACCCUCUGCACAUAAAGGGUCGUGUUGGUCAAGAUGUGACAAUCAGCUGCUCAGGCUGGAACGUUUGGACUGAUGUAACAAAGAAUGUCAAGUACUUUUGUUCCAGUCCAUGCGAGGACCGACACAUCAUCAUCAAAGCAGCAUAUCAAGAAAGUAUAAAUAAAGAUAGAAUAAAGUUAUUUAACAAAGGAAAAACCUUGUUGGUGACCUUCAAAAGUCUCAAAAAGUCAGACUCCAAAACAUACUACUGUGGAGUGGAGAGAGUUGGCAGUGACCCCCGAAUAAAGGUGAUUCUUAAUGUCAUGGAUGCUCUGCCCUCCAGUCCCAGAAUGACUCCAAAAACUAUCACUGUUGUUCCCACCUCCUCAUUUGCAGUCACAACGAGCUCCACGAUGUCUUCUAACAGCUCAGAUGUUUUUACUGGCUCUGUUCUGUAUUUGGUUGUAGGUGUUCUUGUUGUAAUUACCAUACUGAUGGUCUCACUCAAGCUCAUGAACAUGAUGAGGAAACGGCGAUCGAAAGUUGUGUCAGGUGCUGAUACCGUGAACACAGAACCACAACAGGACGCUGCAUAUGAAGAAAUAAGACUUGAGGACCAGACCGACCCAGAUGCUCUCUAUUGUAAUUAUUCCUACCACCAAGUCAAUGAUUUACCAGUUAAGAGGCCUAAAGGACAUUCAGACGUUCUUUAUUUAAAUCAAGCUGCCAGCUUCAUGGACAGUUCAAAGGGGGCGUUUAGAAAGAGCGCGCGCACAUUUGACUCUGUGUACUCUGUUGUUAAAAGUCCCAAAGAGCAAAUGAAUCCCUCUGUGCAAAGUGAGAGAAAUCAACCUGAGAUCAACCAAGAGGACUCUCUCUACUCCCUGGCUCAGUUACCACGGGCAACCUGAGGGAGGCUGCUGUGGUCUAAAUGGAUACGAAUCAGCUUUCUUGAUCAUUCUUUUAUGGAGGAGGCUGCAAAAAUUUGCUUUUUUUAUAUUUUUUUUACGGAAAUGUAGAGAUACAAAGUUAAAAUAGACAAUAAAAGAAAUAAUGAAUUAGAUUAGAAUGAUAACUGGACAAGAGAAUGUCACUUCCAUCUGUGCUGUCAGUAAGUCUGAUUACAAUUGUCUGCCUUGUGACUCCAUCACUUGGUCAAAGGCACUCAGACAAAGAGUGAAAUGUGGUGAACGGCAAUUUUAAUCUGAAAAUACAGUGAUGUUUUAUAUAAUGAAACAUCCAGAGACACUGCAUCGUGGACCUUGCUGUGAGAUGUGUCCCACUCGUACACACACACACACACACACACACACACACACACACACACACACACACACACAAAGUCACACACAAAACGGAUGCAUCCUGCAUAGCUGUAAAUAGCUGAGGUCUAUCAGCCUUUGCCACCAUGAUCCAUCAAGUAUUUAGUUAAUGCCGCUUCUUCUGCAAAAUCUGUAGACUUCCUUUGUCAAAAGCACCUUCUAGAGCCAAAGACCUUUCUACAGCAUCGCAACAGCACAUUUAUUAGAAGUGUUUAAUUAAUGCUGCUUCUGCAUCUGAACAGUCUGAAGACUUACUUCGUCAAGCCCACCUCAUGAAGCCAAAGGCUGUUUGUAGUAUCACAACAGCACAUUUAAAUAUGUAUAUUUUAUUAUUUGUAUCAAGCACUCGCAGCACUUUUGCUUUUUACCAGAUCAUUUAAAUCUAUAGUAUCCACCUACAUAGUUUUAUUUCACUGAAGCAGAACUGGUGAUUUUCCACGGUGUACAAGUUAUACAAAUCGUUUUAUAAAUCAAUGAAAACUUUAGUUUGAGUAUUUAUUGUCUUUUAAUAAACAUGAGAGUUGAUCUUAGUUUUACACACUCUCAUGUUUUGGUGGUCCUUGUGGGUGGUCCGUGUACCUUUUGAAAAUCCCGUUUACUGUAAAAACCAUAAAACUGAAACACAGUUUUAUCGUUUUUCGUUUAGAACCAAAAAACGGGACAGACUGACAGCAAUGCAAAGCAUUUCACUGCCAGAAAACCAGGUGGAGUAACGUUUUCGUUAAAGACGACCUAUAGAGUGACGUCUUUGCAUGUGCAAAAUUCUCUGUUUUAUUAAUGGCGGAAUUAUGCUAUGAAACCGUAAAAGGAUGCAGUUAACAGACCAAUCACAGCUUUUCGGGCUGCGUGAGCUCGCAAAGCUUUUGACGCAAGUCUGGAGAAAUGGGUCGACACACGCAGGCAUGCGAGAGGGGGGGGGAAGGCAUCACGGGGCUCUAGCGUCUGCCUGGCCUUGCGUUUGAAAAUCUACGUACUUCCGAUUUAGCGGCGACAAUUUGUAUUUUCGUUUUAUGGAGAAAAAAAACACACUAAAGGGAUCAAUGGAGUAAAAAGUUGUCAGUCUGUCUCGUUUUUUUGGUUCUAAACGAAGAACGAGAAAACGGUCGCCCAAACCAGUGUUUUGGUUUCAUGGCUUUUACGGUAAAAGGUACACGGGCCAUUGUGCAGUCAACAGGUCACAGUCCUUUGGUCCUUUCUUUUGCAAAAAGGAAACACGAUUGCGACGGCCAAGGUGGCCACAUCAAAAAUGCAGAAGCUUCAAAAACUGUUUGGUGACAUCCAAGGGAAGUCGUUCACUUCCUGUGAACGUUUUAUGGACACAAAGACAGAGUCUGAGGUCAUUUCAAAGAACUAAAGUGCAUUUUCACCUACCUACUUGUUUGUUGUGUAAAUAAUAAAUAUUUCACUUCCAAGGGGCAAAAUCUGGGAGGUCAUAAAGUUGGCGUGUUGAGAAAAGCACGCAAAAGCAAAUAAAAGUUUGUCACAAAACCAUCCGUUUCUAAAUAAUGAUUCACAUGGUGGCUUCCAUCCGUCCACAUCUAUCAGAACUCUGGGUCAUUCAGGACCUUUUAACAUCUCUGACUUUCAUCCUUGAAACAAACCAAAACACACAUCUGUUUCUAUGUUGUCUUUCAUAUUUUUGAAGUUUGAUGUUUUAUUAUCAUAAUUGUAUUUUAUUUCACCUUUCAGUAGCUUAACCGGACCCUUAAAUAACAGAACUGCAGCUGUAGAACAUUUUCCGCAGGUCCAGUUCCAAUGAGCUUCACAGUUUGCUGUGGUAAAGUCACUCCGGAUGAGUAAAGAUAGGAAGAAUACCCACAAUCUGCCA
Molecule: messenger RNA, 3144 nt
Organism: Pungitius pungitius (ninespine stickleback)
Lineage: Eukaryota; Metazoa; Chordata; Actinopteri; Perciformes; Gasterosteidae
Product: CMRF35-like molecule 1
Exons: 5
Coding region: 12-905 (297 amino acids)
Cellular component (GO): plasma membrane
Molecular function (GO): transmembrane signaling receptor activity
Source: RefSeq, a predicted model, not a curated record